AUGCGACGGGCUAUCUUGGCGUCACGAGGGAUCCCGCCUGCAGUCACCAUCGAUAGGAAGCGCAAGUGCCUCGGGAGCUUCAGCUCGGCGGCGGAGGCGGCGCUGGCCUACGCGCGUGCACGCCAUCAGGGCCCGGAAAAGAGCAAGGACUUGGCCCAAAAGUUUGCCGAGCGAUCCGGCAAAAAAACGGGACUAAAGCGUAAGAGCCCCCAGAAGCCCCGGCGCAAUGGCGGCCCUCCCAAGGCGGCGGAAGCGAAGUCAAGUGCGGAGGAGCCCGCGGUGGAGCUGAGCGAGGCGGGCUCGGAGAGCAGUGACGAUCAUCACCCCAUCCCCAUCAGCGAGCCUGCCGAGCAGGACGAGGCGUCCCACAUUGACAAGCGGGCGCGCAGCAGCGCCGUUCGCACCACCAUGCCCCGACGCCAGUACUCCUGCGACGAGGUUCGUCUGAGGCUCGACGGGUCGGGGAUCACCGAGAGCGUCAACUUCACCCCGCCAACCGGGGCAAAGCGUUGCCGGGUCCUGAUUCUCUACUCGUGA
This is a messenger RNA of Emiliania huxleyi CCMP1516, 537 nucleotides long. RefSeq lists its product as hypothetical. NCBI's taxonomy places the organism in Eukaryota, Haptophyta, Isochrysidales, Noelaerhabdaceae. The transcript is spliced from 4 exons. The coding region runs from base 1 to 537 and encodes 178 amino acids. The record is from RefSeq and is a predicted model, not a curated record.